Molecule: messenger RNA, 2229 nt
Organism: Adineta steineri
Lineage: Eukaryota; Metazoa; Rotifera; Eurotatoria; Adinetida; Adinetidae
Source: the annotation of a GenBank genome assembly
AUGGCAACAAAUUUAAGUAUCUCUAGAAAAUCAUUUAAACGAUCGGUUUCUAUAACAGAAAGGGAACAAAGUACUACGAAUAAAAGUUUUUCUGGUGUAGUCGAAUGGUCAAAUGAUCAAGAAUUUAUAUCACCAUAUGCAAUACAUACACAAGCAAUUGGUCUUUUAUUUUGUUUAAUUACAAAAUAUUUAAUUAAUAUAUCUUUUACAACUUUAUAUCAUCGAAGUCUGAAAAUUAGUUGGUUAGAUUUAUUGAAACGUGAUCGACGAAAUUUAAAAUCAAAUAUACAUUCAGUUGAAAAAUGUUUUAUGAUCAAUCGACUUGUUGCAGAAUGUGCAAAAGAUCGGUAUAAAUUUGCUCAACAAACAGGAGAAUUAUAUGAAGAAAUUAAAAGGUGUAUGUCAAGUACACUAUCAGUAUCAACAUUGUCAUUAGACGAUUUCUAUAGUCAAGUACAAACUUGGAGAAUUUUACAAUGUAAACGACGUUUAUUUCAUACUACUCAUAAUGAAGAUAGUCGUCCACAAAGUUUACUAGCCUUACAAAAAGCUGCUAGUACGCUUUAUUCUCAGAUACUAGAGCGAUAUCGAGUAAAUCCUACUAUAGAAAAUGUGAAUCAUUUAAAACAGUUACUUCAACAUUGUUUUAUUACUGUGACUCAACCAUCUAUUCCAGAAUGUGUUGCAGCUACAAAAUACGAAAAAACACGCAAUACAUAUACGGCUAAAUUAUUUGCACGUAUUAUAUGUUUAUUAGAUAUCGAUACAGUUAAAAACCAUUUGACACUUUCAAGUGCUGGUGUUAGACUUUAUCCAUUCGAUCGUAAUCUUGAUACAAUAGGUGAAGAACAAUUGAUACUUGACUGGCAUGAAAAAACAAUUAUGGACGCUGAAGAACAAAUAAAAUCAGUUCUAUUUGUUGAACUUGAAUCAAUUGAAUUAAAAAAAUUAGAUAUGCGAAAUGCACGACCUUUAUAUAGUGCUAAACUUUGUCAAUUACAAUUUCAAAUUAAUAUUAAAAUUAAUGAUCUUAAUUUGGAAGAAACUUUUACAUCUCUUUCACAACCAUUCGGUCUUUGUUCACAUGCUCAAUAUUAUCCUGAAUUUGUUGCUAAAGUACUACUUCAUGAAAUUGAACAGAUCGUACAGCCUAAUGGUUUUGCAAUUCAACCAGAUACUGUUAUUGAUUAUAUUGAACGAUAUUACAUACGUAUUUCAGGUGUACAAAUGAAACAUCAUACUUCACAAUAUAUUUUGCGCAAUUUACAAACAGUUUAUGAUCGACGAAAAUCGAAUCAAAACGUUAUGUCGCAUGAUAUCUAUGAAUCACUAUUAGCUCAGAUAAUUAGUCAAAUGGAAAUGUUUAUUGAUCAUCCAUUUCUUUCUAUGAUGUAUCAUGAUGGUUUAUUUCUUGGUAUUUGCGACAGUGCACUUGAUCAGCAAUUACAUGGUACUCGAGAAGAACCACAUAUAUUACUUCGUUUUAAUUCGCUAUUAACACAUCAACCAACUCAACAUGCAUCUGUUCGAUUCAUUGUUCAUAAUGGUCAAUUAACAAGAGCUACUUUUCAUACAAAAGCAUUUAUAGAUGAAAUUUGUCGAAUGAUUUGUGAAGCUAAUUCGAACAGAGCAAAGAAGAUUCGAGUUCUAUCCGAAACAUCGGAUCAUAAUUUCUGUGAAUUUAAUGAAUAUUUUAGUGAUGAAUUAUUUCGACUUCAUACACCAGCAUCUCCACUGAAAGAUACAUAUCAACCGUUCAUUCCUGUUCUAUGGAAUACAAUGAAAUCAAGUGUAGAUCCAACAGAACAACAGCUAAAUUCGCCUUCAAUGAACUUAGAAACAAUACCAAUGGAAUUAUCUGAAGCAAGCACAUCAUCAAUGAAUGAAAUUCAAAUUGAUCUAUCAAAUGCAGUUACAACUUCUGAUCAGCCGAGAGAAUCAAAUAGAAAAAUUACCAUUCAAACUGAUAUGCUUGUUCAUCAUAUAGUAGAGAAACUUUCUGAUUUAUUGAUACAAUCUUCGAAAGAUGGAUUUUCAACUCCUAUUCAUAUGAGUAGAGCAUCUACACUAUUAUCAUCCGUAACGGAAGGAAAUCGAAAUCAACAAAAACAACUGUUAUCUCAUUUAAUAUAUGACUAUUUUCAAUCGCAAACUUAUAUUGAAGUUUCAACACAAACUUCAACACCUACAUCAGAAAAGUCACCGGCUAGUAUAGUCGAUGAUAUUUAA